AUGGCGGCGGUAAAGGAUACCCUAGGGCCCAUUCUGAAUGCUUCCAAUUGGACAUUGACAGCAUUGGCGGGGAUAUUUCUUGGUCUACGAGUGUACUGCAAAUUAAGUCGUAAAAGGGGGUUGUGGUGGGACGAUCACAUCUUAAUAUUGGCUUGGGCAUGUCUUCUCGUCGCUGUCGGGUCCGAAACCAGCUCUAUCUCAUUAGGAUUUACCAGCCCGACAGGACCAAAAUCCCCCGAGGCUGCCCUUCGACUUCAAAUCCACGGAGGUUUAGAGAAUGUGUUUUUCGGAUUGGCCACGGCCAUGAGCAAGACCUCUUUCGGGAUUACACUAUUGAGAGUCACUGAAGGCCGUAUGAAAAUGCUUGUCCUGUUUCUCACCGUCACCAUGAACAUAGCCGCGUUUCUAUACAUUAUAUUCACCUUCUUUAAAUGCAAGCCGGAAGUAUACUCUUGGAUCAAAGGGCCUGGUUGCUGGAGCACCGAAAAAUAUAUUCAUUAUGCUAUAUUCGCCGGCAGCUACUCCGCUUUCGUGGAUUUCUCGUUUGCGACUAUCCCGUGGUUUGUGAUCAUGAAUCUUCGAAUGAAGAGGAAAGAAAAAUUCGGCGUUGCAAUUGCUAUGAGCUGCGGUGUAAUUGCUGGAAUAACCGCUAUUAUUCGAUGUUUCUAUCUGCCGCUCCUCACUAUCGGGUCAUUCUCGACUCAAGGGACAACACUGGUUGUAUGGUACGUAGCUGAAUCUUCGGCCACCAUCAUCGCCGCAUCAAUCCCUGUUUUACGGGCCUUGAUCAAAAAAGUCUCCUUGGAUCAUUACAACCGCAGCACGGGUAAUAAACCAGGCCCAAAUAAUCAUACGAAAGAUAUCCCGAGGGGUCUACAUACUAGCAAUGUCGUAACGGCAGUUGUCGGUUCUCAGAGGGACCCGCAUGAUCCUCACGGCGACACGAGUAGCGAUAGAAGUAUUCUCGAUGAAAGAGGGAUUUUACAAACACAAGAAGUCCGGCUGAGUUAUCAUAGCAGAAGCGAUAACAGCUGCGAACAAGAAUACGACAUGGAAUCUAUGGGAAGAGUGUCGCCUUGA
Daldinia decipiens is the source of this 1080-nucleotide messenger RNA. RefSeq lists its product as uncharacterized. The transcript is spliced from 5 exons. Lineage: Eukaryota; Fungi; Ascomycota; Sordariomycetes; Xylariales; Hypoxylaceae. Bases 1 to 1080 code for a protein of 359 amino acids. The record is from RefSeq and is a predicted model, not a curated record.